Porites evermanni is the source of this 1254-nucleotide messenger RNA. The record is from the annotation of a GenBank genome assembly. NCBI's taxonomy places the organism in Eukaryota, Metazoa, Cnidaria, Anthozoa, Scleractinia, Poritidae.
AUGAAGAACAGAGGUACACUGUAGGCUAAAUAAUCGAUUUUGUUUCACUAAUAUAUGGUAGAUUGCAUGCAUAUGGACCGAUUACUUUUGGAAUCUCACUUUGUUUUCCCAACAAAUGGGUUAACACAAGGUUAUAUUUUAAAUCGCUUUUCCAUAGAAGCUUGAUGUGUUUAAUGAGGCCACGUCCACUCGAAUCCUCAUAUUUCUGAAACCGUAUUUUUUACACGAAAGUGGUUUCCAUAUAAUACGAUUGCUGGCCUAUUAUGUCUAUUAUUCACCGAUUUUUACGAAAACAGCCUAUAUUUUUAAAUUUUUUUAGCCCUCUUUGUUACUUUGCAGAGUAAUAUUUACCUGUGCUCAGAGAAAGAAACUAACACGUACUUAGUUAUUUACCGAAAAAAUAAACAUACUUGCUGCCUGUAUAAUAAUCGAGAAUUUCAGCACGACUCGUAAGAUAUCCGAACGCAGGCAGCAAAUGCGUUUAUUAGAGAAUGAAAUCAAUCUGGUCGCUACCGAAACCUGUUAGACCGCGUAAUUCAAAGAUACUACUAACAGUUAAUUUUGGCGCCAGACGUCAACAGUUUAGGUCACGUGGCUUUGUAUGUCAAACCAAAAAGUUUACUCACGUGAACACAUUCCUUUUCCAUUACUUAUUUCGUUGUUCGCCCAGUAGAGUCAUAAAGCACUAGAUAGCUGAAGUCGAAGGAAUUUUCAUCGCUUGACUUUCGUCCUCUUGGGUUGACAGAAACGCCAUUAUUCGACUUGGCCUUUGAAACGUGAAUUUACCUUUUUGGUUUGAUGAUUGACGAACAAAGCCUUGUAACCAAAGUCUUUACCGUUUGACGACAAAGAUAAUUGUUCUCUGUAUUUUUGGAUUCUCUGUCUACCUUUUUCGGUACUAUUUUUGAAUGAGUCCCAUCAGCCAGACUUUACUCUGUAGGAAGAGGAAACCGAGUUCAGAAACGUCGAACACCGGCGACAAAGACAAAACGACAGAAGAAAAGAGUGGAAGAUAGCAACGACGAACCUAGUCCCAUGCCCCUCAGAACGCCGCGUAACGCACCCAGACCGCCGAAGCCCACUAAAGGAAAAUUGACCAAUCAAAAGAUGCCUGUUUUUGAAAGUGAUGACGAAGAAAGCAUCGAGUUAUUUGAUUUGGAUGAAGAGGAGGAAAACUGCACUGGAUUGGACUCCGAAGAUGAUGAAACGUGUCAAACGGAGAGAAUUCCAGUGGCGGCAGAUCGCAUGGUGUAG